This is a messenger RNA of Telopea speciosissima, 833 nucleotides long. RefSeq lists its product as uncharacterized. Lineage: Eukaryota; Viridiplantae; Streptophyta; Magnoliopsida; Proteales; Proteaceae. The transcript has 2 exons. Bases 47 to 643 code for a protein of 198 amino acids. The record is from RefSeq and is a predicted model, not a curated record.
UUGAGACCGAGUCUCGCAGUCACACAGACGCAAAGAAAGAGAGACAAUGGUGCUUUGGGAGAUCACAUUGGGAACGGCUUACUUUUUGGGAUUGAAACGAACUUACAGGCUUGCUUUGAAGCUCCAACGUCUUCUCGUCGGCCCUCAUCAUCCUCAGAUACGCCAAUUCCUUCACAGGCGAACACGUGUUGUUUUUGAUGUAGCAGUCCGGGUUCAUAUUAACAUACAACAGAGAGACUUAGAAGUUGGUCGGAACCUUGGGAACUGGAUCCUUCGGUGGCUAGAUCACAUGAAACCAUCUGCUCAUAUCCGUGGUCCUCUUGGAAACCCACCCAGUGUUGGCUACACAUUCAAGCAUGUUACCAACUCAUCCAGCCAGAAGCCUCCCUGGUCCAUCCAAAGAUUUCGUAACAGAGUUAUGAACAGGGGAACCGUUGGACGUCUCACCACAUCAAUGUAUGUAUGGCCUAAAUCAUUCCCUACUCUGGCAACAAUAUUGCUGCCAUCGAGAUCGACUGGUGCAAACAUCCAGUACAGGAACUUGUGCUUCAGUGGGACUUAUUUGCCAGGACCAAACUAUGGAAAAGGCAGAUCUGAUGGGGUGGUUCGGAAGGACAUAAUGCAGUGGAUGCUGCAAAAUUGACUACUGAAACUUCUGCAGACUUUUUCUGAUUAUUGCUAGUUUUGUAAAUUCUUCCUUUGGUCCAUCCUGAGAACUCGAUUCUGCAGAUAUGAAAAAUAACAUGGUAUGUCUGGAAAAACCAUGCUGUACCGUGGGAAACAACAUUCAAGUGUUUUUGUUUGUUCGCAUGACAUUCAGCCAACGCCUUGUU